Molecule: messenger RNA, 4014 nt
Organism: Adineta ricciae
Lineage: Eukaryota; Metazoa; Rotifera; Eurotatoria; Adinetida; Adinetidae
Source: the annotation of a GenBank genome assembly
AUGAGUAAAAAUCAAGCGCCGAAGCUUUCUUCGGUUAAUGCAGAAUCGUCCCCGGAAGAUGUUUUCAAGAAACUGAACAUUCGGUAUCGUGUCUGUACAAAAUUCGCUAAAAAGAGGUACGAAAUGUUUUCAUCAUUGUUGAGUACUUAUGGAAUGAUUAGUGACGACGAGCCGGAUAUUUGUAUAUGUAACCGACCGAUGAGUGCUCACGAUGAAAAAGAACCGAGUGAAACACAUUGGGAUAUGCAUCACAAUACUGUCGAAAAACUCGAUCCUGCUCAUGGCGUUGUGCUUCUCAAUGGGGCACUGUUUACUCGACUUGCCCUGGACACGCCCAAAGUGAAAGUUGAAAGACUGUUUUCUCAUUAUUGGCGUAUGUCAGAACCACGUUUGAUUAUGUCGAUAAUCGGUGGUGCGAAAUAUUUUACGCUGAGUGAACGUUUAGAGUCGAAUUUUAUCAACGGGAUCAUUGAUGUUGCAUUGAAAUCAGACACAUGGUUAAUCACGAAUGGAUAUAAUGUUGGUAUAGUUCAACUCGUUGGACAGGCGAUCAAUAAAGUAAAAUUAACCAAAUUAAAUCGACAUAUUACAGCGAUUGGACUUUGCAAAUGGGGAAGUAUUAAAGACGUGGAAGCGCUCACUAGUUCUCAAACAACAAGUAAACAAAGUAAAAGUCGAACGACUAUAAGUGAUACUAGCAACGAUGAUGAUAAGAAACGUGAAAGAGGUCAACGAGAUUUGGAACUGAAUCAUAGCCAUUAUUUAAUGUUAGACGAUGGACGACAUCGAUUUUAUGAUAUUGGUGAUUACCGAACGAAACUAUGUGCACAUUUAGCAAAAUUACAACAUGAAUACGAACCGCCAAUUCCGGUCGUGACAAUUGUUGUCGAAGGCGGACAGGAUACAAUCGCGAAUAUAUAUUACGAUUUACGAGAGAAUAUUCCUGUUGUCAUCAUCGAUGGCAGCGGACGCGUUGCGGACUUCUUCAAACGUUGUUUACUAUAUACGAAAGAGUUUGACGAAGCGGAUAAACACUCUGACAUUGCAUAUGAAAUUGAAGAGAUCAGUGACGUCUCUACCGAUACAACAAGAGCAACUAAGAAACAGCAUUAUGAUGAACGUACUGGAAAAACAAAUGAAUAUACACACGUGACAGUUGAACUGGACAAGUCUCGGAAUACACUUGAGGGAAACUUUGAAAAGUUUGCUGAUCGCUUAAAAAAGGAUUUGGCUGCUCUUUUAUCACAUGAAAAUGAUUCAGCGAAACGAAGUUCAAAAUCAAAUAAAGAUGAUAAAGGAUUCAUCACAACACUUCGGCAAGUCAUGUAUUGCCUCCAGCCUGCUGUUCGCUCCGGUUUAUCUGUAUUUAAUUUAAACUCAGAUAAUGACCUUUCUGAAACUAUUUUUCGAAGCAUCUGCAAAGCACAGCAGAAGUAUUUCGAACGACGAGAACUGGACCAAGCGGACGUGAUAGACAUGCGUCACCGCAGGUUUCAGCCACCGCCCACUGCCGAAACGAUUCAACGACAUGCAACCGCAACUAACAAUGUUCACAGACGGGAUCGAAGUGCGCAACGUUCUGAUUUAUUACUAUUAGCAAUGGAUUGGGAUUGUAUCGACGUUGCAAAAGAGCUGAUUUUACAAAAUUCCAUCGAUAACAUUUUAAAUAAAGAAGAAGCUUUUCGCUAUGCUUUAUCACAAAAUUUACCGACAUUCGUCUAUGAAUUUCUGAAAUUAGGUGUUAAUCCAGCUGAAAUCUUCUUUCCAAGGGAAACAUUCUUUACCGGAAGAAAUCGUUAUAGGAAACUGAUUGAAUGCAUAUAUCGAAUCGAUAAAGAAACAAAUGAUCAGACUCAUUUAAGUUCAUUCAUAGAAGCAAGUGACGAAACCGAAAAAUGUAUUCGUACAACUGAUGAUCUGAACACACUUCUCGCUACACUUGUCGGUGAUUAUAUGCAUAAAUUAUAUUUUGACACCCGUGAAGAAGAGAUUCAACAUAGACGAUCUUGGGGUUUAGUUGAUGAUGCCACGGAGACAAACUCAACGUCUGUUUACAUUGUUGAAAAUGAAGAGAAUUAUGCAAGAGCUGCUUGUAAAGAACUUGUUAGUGAUUAUGUCAUGCGCGAUCUAUUCAUCUGGGCGAUACUAGUGAAUCAUACAGACAUAGCAAAAGUGUUUCUAAGUCAUAUGAAGUACCGAAUAUGUGCUGCAUUGGUUGCUACGAAGAUUUUGAAACAAUAUCAUAAAAGAGCAGCACAUGGAGAUUUGAAAGAUGGAUAUGCGAAUAGUAUUGACUAUUUUCAAAGUUAUGCCAUUGCUUGUAUCAAUCAAUGUGAGAAAAAUGAUCCGGAAUUAGCUUGUGAAAUUGUUCUACAACGAAUUGAGUUGUAUGGAAAUGCGUCCUGUUUACAAGUUGCUGCCGAUGCUGAAGAUAAACUAUUUAUUGCCUCAUCAUGUUGCGUUCAAGCCAUGCAAAAUAUUUGGUAUAAUAAAAUGCAUCCUGAUCAAUCAAGAAAACGAAAUGAAGUCGCAAUGACAAUCGGUUUCUUCUCAUUUGGAUUGUUAGCUCCAUUUCUAGUCAAUUUUCGUAAAGUAUCCAAGUUACAGAAAGAUCAACAUUUAACUCGAACUUUACAACCGUAUGGUAUAAACUAUCCUGAUCCGUAUCCACUUGAACAUCCUCGAUAUUGCAAAAUACCGCCAGUGAACACCUAUCUGCAUAAUGUGAAGAACUUUUACCAAUCCUUGCGCGUAAAAUACUGUUGUCAUUGCAUGGUUUACUGCUUCUUCCUUCUACUGUUCUCGUACGUACUUCUGUUUGACUUUCAACCGCCGACAGAUAGCAUACCAUCGAUUCAUUGGACGGAAAUUUUAACAAUUAUCUUUGUUUCGAUCAUGUUAAUUGAAGAAAUUCACUAUUUUAUCGGGCAAGAUAGUCUGACGAUGCUUGGCAAGUGUAUGAGUUACUUUCAGAGUUUAUUCAAGAUUAUGACGCUGCUAGGAUUCGUACUCUUCUAUAUUGGAUUAAUUCUUCGAUUUACAUAUGCGAGUGAUCAAGUUUCUUUCGUGGCGGCAAGAGUAGUAAUGGCAUUUGAUCUGGAAAUCUGGUGGCUUCGUUCGUUGUCGUUCAUCAUUGUUGUACCCUUUCUUGGACCUCAUCUUGUUGCUAUUGGAAAAAUGCUGAAAGAUCUCUUAUUUUUCAUGUGUAUUAUCGCCAUUGUUAUGACUGGAUACGGAGUUGCUUCUCGAUCAAUGGUCUACUAUUCCAAUGCGGAUCUAUUUCCAAGUGAACAGAUUGAUACCUCUUUCAAUGGACGAAGUAUAUUUCGUCAGAUUGCUUAUCCAGUAUAUUAUCUCAUGUAUGGAGAGUUUGGCAAUGAGCUAUCCGAUCUUGAUGCAAAUCGUGAUGCCGGAUGGUCAAUCUCGACGCAUGUCCUGCUCGCGGCUCAUAUGAUUUUCGUCAAUAUUCUUCUAACUAAUUUGUUGAUUGCCAUGUUCAGUAAACGAUUCGAUCAAGUUUAUGAAGAUACACAAAAUAUUUGGCAUUCUCAGCAAUACAUUUUUACUAGAGAAUAUUACACGCGGUCUCCAUUUUUUCCUCCGAUUAGCCUUUUCUACGAUAUUUACUAUUUGUGUCGUAUCGCAUUUUUCUCUAUUCGUCGAAAGUGCUUCAAAAGUAAAGUCGGAGAUCGCCGAGCGAAAGUCUUCAAAAUGAUUCCGGUCAAUAAAGACGUGGAACGACGAUGGUAUGAAUUCGAAGGUGCAUCAACGUAUGAAUACGCUCAUGCUGAAGUGAAAUUGGCAAAAAUUUCAUCGACUAUAUCAACCAGCGGAUCAGAUUCGACGAAAAGCGAAAAGAAAGACGAUGCAACUGAUAAUAAUGCCGCGAAUGGGGAUGCAAAUAAUCCAGCGAAUAACAUUCGUCAAAUACAAGAUUAUUUAGCAACUGUGAAUGACACUUUGGAAUUAAUGAAGACACAAUUGAAAAUUUUAGUUGAAGAAAAAUAUCAUUAG